Molecule: messenger RNA, 1383 nt
Organism: Chrysochloris asiatica (Cape golden mole)
Lineage: Eukaryota; Metazoa; Chordata; Mammalia; Afrosoricida; Chrysochloridae
Gene: PTGIS
Product: prostaglandin I2 (prostacyclin) synthase
Exons: 10
Coding region: 1-1383 (460 amino acids)
Biological process (GO): prostaglandin biosynthetic process
Molecular function (GO): iron ion binding; heme binding; prostaglandin-I synthase activity
Source: RefSeq, a predicted model, not a curated record
AUGCCUUGGGCUGUGCUCCUCGGUCUUCUGGCUGCGCUGCUGCUGCUUUUGCUGCUGACCCGCCGGCGCACGCGGCGACCUGGUGAACCUCCCCUGGACGUUGGCAUUAUCCCUUGGUUGGGCCAUGCCUUGGAGUUUGGAAAAGAUGCUGCCAGCUUCCUAACUAGGAUGAAGGAGAAGCAUGGUGACAUCUUUACGGUGCUGGUGGGGGGCAGGUAUGUCACUGUACUCCUAGACCCACACUCCUAUGACACAGUGGUAUGGGAGCCUCGCAGCAAGCUGGACUUCCACGCCUAUGCCGUCUUCCUCAUGGAGAGGAUUUUUGAUGUGCAGCUUCCGCAUUACAACCCCAGUGAUGAAAAGGCUAGGAUGAAACCGACUCUCCUCCACAGGGACCUCCAGGCGCUGACGGAAGCCAUGUCUACCAACCUCCGCACUGUCUUGCUGGGAGAUGUCACGGAGGCGGGAGAUGGCUGGCACAAGAUGGGGCUCCUUGAUUUUUCCUACAGCUUCCUGUUCAGAGCUGGCUACCUGACCCAGUACGGAGUUGAGACAGUACCACGUACUCACCAGAGCCAGGCCCAGGACCGCGCCCACUCUGCUGACGUCUUCCGCACCUUCCGCCAGCUUGACCUGCUGCUCCCUAAACUGGCACGAGGGUCCCUUUCAGUGGAGGUAACUACAAUUAUAAACUUGGAGUAUAAUCUGUGUAACAGGGGUUCCUUCUCAUUUCAGGGAAAUGCGGGUCCUGCCACCUUCUGGCUCCUUCUCUUUCUCCUCAAGCAUCCCAAGGCCAUGUCUGCUGUCCGUGAAGAGCUGGAGCGCACCCUCUGGAAGGCAGAGCCGCCUGUCUCAGAGAUGGCUAUUCUCCCACAGAAGGUUUUAGACAGCAUGCCUAUGCUUGACAGUGUGCUGAGUGAAAGCCUCCGGCUCACGGCUGCACCCUUCAUCACACGGGAGGUUGUGGUGGAUAUGGCCAUGCCCAUGGCAGAUGGGCGGGAAUUCUCCCUUCGACGUGGUGACCGUCUCCUCCUCUUCCCCUUCCUGAGUCCCCAAAAGGACCCAGAAAUCUACACAGACCCAGAGGAGUUUAAAUACGACCGAUUCCUCAACCCUGACGGAACUGAGAAGAAAGACUUUUAUAAAGAUGGGAAGCGGCUGAAGAAUUACAACAUGCCGUGGGGUGCGGGGCACAACCUGUGUCUUGGGAAGAGCUAUGCCAUCAAUAGCAUCAAACAAUUUGUGGGGCUGGUGUUGCUGCAUUUUGACCUGGAGCUGACCAACCCAGAGAUGAAGAUCCCUGAAUUUGACCUCAGCAGAUACGGCUUUGGUCUGAUGCAGCCGGAACAUGAUGUGCCCAUCCGGUACCGAAUUCGACCCUGA